UGGGAAGCCCCCGUGGAGAAGAAAGCGGAGUGCAUCCAGAAGGGCAAAAACAACCAGACCGACUGCUUCAACUACGUGCGCUUCCUGCAGAGCUACAACAGCUCCCACCUGUAUGCCUGCGGCACCUACGCCUUCCAGCCCAAGUGUGCCUACAUUGAGCUGUCUGGUUUCACCCUGGACCACGUGGCUUUUGAGGACGGGAAGGGCAAAUGUCCCUACGACCCCACCAAGGGCCACACCGGCCUCAUUGUGGAUGGAGAGCUGUACUCCGCCACCUUCAACAACUUCCUGGGCACUGAGCCCGUCAUCCUGCGAAACCUGGGGCCGCAUUACUCCAUGAAGACUGAGUACCUGACCUCCUGGCUGAACGAGCCCCACUUCGUGGCCUCAGCCUACAUACAGGAGAGCGCAGGCAGCAGCACCGGGGACGACGACAAGGUUUACUUCUUCUUCAGUGAGAGGGCGGUGGAGUACGACUGCUAUGCUGAGCAGGUGGUGGCACGGGUGGCACGGGUGUGCAAGGUAUGGGGUGGCCCUACAAGGGGGCUGAGGGGUGUGGGGUGGUCCUAUAAGGGGUCUGAGAGGUGUGGGGUGGUCCUAUAGGGGGUG
Messenger RNA from Meleagris gallopavo (turkey), 609 nucleotides. NCBI's taxonomy places the organism in Eukaryota, Metazoa, Chordata, Aves, Galliformes, Phasianidae. The record is from RefSeq and is a predicted model, not a curated record.